Encephalitozoon cuniculi GB-M1 is the source of this 618-nucleotide messenger RNA. RefSeq lists its product as uncharacterized. The coding region runs from base 1 to 618 and encodes 205 amino acids. The transcript has a single exon. The record is from RefSeq and is marked provisional. Lineage: Eukaryota; Fungi; Microsporidia; Unikaryonidae.
AUGGAAAACAGAUGCAAAAAAGAUCUAUGCUCCCACGAUGACUCGCCUUCGAAAAUUCCUGUGCAGUGGAGGGACGCCGAGAUGUGUGCCCUGGACACAGGAAUACUUUGCUUUGGCACAGACUGGCCUGCGAUUCUGAAGAAGUACGGCAAAUACCUCGGGCCCGACAAGGAUGAAAGAGAAAUAAAAAGACAGUACUACGAAAACAUCCAAGCUCGAUGCCUGGAAGAAGCCAACAUGAAACAUGCUGUUGUCGUCAACAUGUACGGAAUGCCGAUAUACAGGAACGGGAAGAUUGUGUAUUUCUUCUGCACCAACCCAUUGGUGGAGUUGCAAAAGAUGGUUGAAAGGAGCGGGGAAGAAUAUCAGGAGGGAGAAGACAUUUUUGUGGGCACAUACUUCGGCUCUGUCAAGAAAAUCCACCGGUACAGAGUCUCCAGGGCCGAUGGCAUUGUGACUGUGGAUCCACUUUCCACAGCCUACAUUGAAAACAGCGUGCUAGAGCAUGAGUGGAAGCAUGCGGUAAGAAGCCAUCUUAGGAGACACCCGUAUGAUAUCUGUAUGCCUGGAGCUUGUUUUGGCGAAGAGGAACUUUUCCACGGGGCAACAGAGAGGUGA